AUCUUAUUUUAGUAACAUGUUUGUGUUUCUGUUGUCAUUAAACUAAGACUGAGAAGCCACCACUUUUGGCCUCUUAUCGACUUGUUAAGUACCGUAUUUUCCGCCCUAUAAGGCGCACCUAAAAACCUAAAAUUUUCUCAAAUACCAACAGUGCGCCUUAUAGUCCGGUGCGCCUUAUAUAUGGACCAAAUUCCUAAAUUCAAACUGGCCCGAAGUAUUGUGUCAUGAAAUCAAUCAUAAGUGGCCCGCUGAAGACUAUGAAUCAUGACUCAAAAAGACUAUGGAUCAUUAUUUUAUGAUUAUAAAGUAAUUUGUUCCAUCUGAAGUUGAAAUAAAAAAGAUAAAAUGGAGAAUGAGUAGAAAUCUGACAUGAUGCAUUAAUGGUGCGCCUUAUAGUCCGGUGCGCCUUAUAUAAGGAUAAAGUUUUAAAAUGGGCCAUUCAUUGAAGGUGCGCCUUAUAGUCCGGUGCGCCUUAUAGGCCGGAAAAUACGGUAAACUAGCUCUGAGUGUUCAACUUUGUCUCCAUUUAUCGGCCACUUGAGGAUUGUUGUUAUUUUUAGAAGAAAUUAACUGUGUGUAUUUGUGCGCCCACAUUGGUGCGAGUCAAAUGGCUCUUAUCCACAAGUCACACUACACUCCCUUCCUCUUUCGGGAGCAGCCCGCCUCCCAACCUCCCACAAAGACCGUCCGCUGCUCUCAGGGCAGCCCCGCCUCUGACCCUCCUUUCUCGCGGGCUGCGUGGCUCAGUCGGCGCGGCUCGUGAUGGAGCUCCAUCCCACAGUCGGUCUGCACGCAUACCAGCGGACCCCGCUUGAGCUGCCCUGAAAGCGGCCCCUCCACCACAAGGACUUCUUUCAUACUUCUUUUACUUCUGCUUUUUCUCCCUCUCUCCGUGUUUGGAUGUUUAUGCGAGGGGGCUCGCCGGGCCGUUGGUUUUCCGACAUAAAUCAGCACUUCCCUCCGGUUGUUUGGCUACGUUUUGUUUAUCUGUAGUGAGGAUAAUCAGAGCUUUUGUAAUACGUUUUCGGGGAAGUAGUAAGUCUUUUGGAGUGUAUCAAGAGGGGCGUUAAAUACCGCUGGUAGGUUCCUUCGGAGACGGACGGCUAUGUGGCCCCUUUGGCCCCGCCGGUGUGCUUGUCCGAGGUGAGGGCACGUAACGUGCGGUGAGCUUAUCAUGGGCUGAGUUGUUUUUAUUGCCCAAAGGAUGGACACUGGAGGAAUAGUCAGAUUUUGCUUGGAUUAAUUACGUCUAAAUGUCUCAAUAUUAAGUGUUGGACUAAUAUUAUUUUCAAGGAGUUUGUGCAGUUCCUAGCGCGCCUAGCUCGGUUGAUGAAAAAUGUAAAAACAAAUUAAACACUGGAGUUUAGUCAUAAGUAGUCCGCCAAUCAAACUUUUUUAUUCGAAGGACAGUUGUAACUUUUUGGUACGGUUUCGCGAUUAAGUGGCCGCCUGAUAUCAGCCUCCCCUUUCAUGCGCUUUUUAGGAGUCGUAUAUGUUUAUCGUGGUAGCUUUAACUCUGACGCACGAUUUUGCGAUCAGGGGUUAGUGUCGGACUUUUACAGUCUCCCUUCUGAAUCUGGAGGUAUUUUUUUCCCCCCCAGUCUGACUGCCCCCGCGGCCGGCCGUUCAGGGACUGUGUUUCGCUCCCAUCCCCUCUUCGGACAAUGUGGCUGUCUCGUUUGGCUCUGCUGCUGCUCCUCCGGCUUUCCUUCGCGCUGGUCAAGGGCAUCAAUACUUGCGCCUUCAUCAACCUGGACGAGCAGAAGUCGCGGCGCAUCGAGGCGGUGCGCGGGCAGAUUCUCAGCAAGCUGCGCAUCCAGAGCCCGCCGGACGACGACGACGACGAGGUAGCGGCGGCCGGCGGUACGGUGCCCGCGGAGGUCAUGUUGCUGUAUAACAGCACUCGGGAGCAGCUGAAGGAGAGAGCGCGUCUGGCAGACUCGACAUGCGAACGGGAGAGCAGCGAGGAGGACUACUACGCUAAAGAAGUGCAGAGGAUCGACAUGCUGCCCCAGCGCACGCAAACCAACACAGUUCAGCCGCUGCCACUGGACCCGCAUUACAGAAGCGUCCUGUUCGACGUGAGCAACGUGGACAUGACAAACAGCACGCUAGUCAAGGCUGAGUUCAGGAUCUUCCGAGCCCCUAACCCGCAGGCCCGGGCCUCCGAGCAGAGAGUGGAGAUCUAUCAGCUGCUGAAGCCGGACGAGGAGAGCACGUCCACGCAGCGCUACAUUGACUCUCGCACCGUGCAGCCGCGAGCAAGGGGAGCCUGGCUCUCGGUGGACGUCACAGAAACUGUCAAGGACUGGGUGUCGGAGCCAGAGAAAAAUCUGGGCUUAAAGCUGGGUGUCCACUGUCCAUGCUGCACCUUCGUCCCCGCCACCAACAACAUUGUUCCUAACAAGAGCGAGGAACUGGAGGCUCUCUUUGCAGGCGUGGACGACGAGCAGCUGCGCCUGCUAAAGCAGCAGAGCCAGGUGAAAGGUCAGGCGGACUUCAGCAGCAAAACGCCUCACCUCAUCCUCACCCUGCUGCCCAGUGACCGAGUAGAAAACCCGGCCAAGAGGAACCGCAAAAAGAGGGCGGCGGCUACCGAGGCAGCAACCUGCUCGCGCGGAUCUGAGUCGGGCUGCUGCCUACGCUCGCUCUACAUCGACUUCCGGCGCGACCUCAACUGGAAGUGGAUCCACGAGCCCAAAGGUUACAAGGCCAACUUCUGCGCCGGCAACUGUCCUUACCUCUGGAGCGCCAACAACCACUACAACAUGAUCCUACCGCUGUACAACAAGCUGAACCCCGAAGCGUCAGCAUCACCCUGCUGCGUUCCCCAGGACCUGGAGCCCCUCACCAUCAUGUACUUUAUCGGACGAAGCCCCCGCGUGGAGCAGCUCUCCAACAUGGUGGUCAAGUCCUGCAAGUGUCGGUAGAGACAGACGCGCGUCCGCCCGCUUUCCAUUUGAGGCUGGAAAUAAGUUCACAUCCAUACUGUGCAUACGGCAAGCAGGGCUGUGGACUCGGACUCGGGGACUCGGACUCGGUCAUUUUUGCCGGACUCGGACUCGAUGCUGAUUUUGACCGAGUCCACCGACUCCGACAAUAAAAAAAAUAAACAAUUGUGUUUAUUUUUCGUGCGUAUUUGCUUCGCUUGAGUUCAAUAUGGUUUUUGGUCAAACGCGCAUGUGCGUGAGGGGAAAUCCCGCAAAGGAGGAGGGACAAACAGAGCGAUUGGUUUUGCUGGCUUUUUAAUGAAUGGCGACUGUGACUACGGGGGCCCAUUAGGUCCAGAAAAGCUGACAAGACGCUUGCCAAAAUGGCAAGGAAAAAAUGCACAGCUAAACGAAUAUAUGACGAUGAACACAGGACGUUUUUAACAGAGUUAAAGUUGUUUUUUGUGGAACGCUAUGCCAAGCCAAUCUGCCUGAUAUGUCGGACGUCAUUGGCGCAUUUAAAAGCUUCAAAUGGUCAGCGCCACUUCAGCUCACUUCAUGCCAAUAUCGAUAAGGACUUUGCAAAAGGGACUGAAUUUCGCAAGCACAAGUUUGGAGACUGAAAAGUCAGGCAGAAAAAUAGGUACAGUUUUUCCCAAAAAUUACAAAGCACUCAGAGACUGUCACACUUGCAUUGUUUCAACUGGCUUGGAACAUUGCACGGGCUAAAAAGCCAUACAAUGAAGUGGAGUUCGUUAAAAUAUGCCUCAGUGACGUUAUUGAAUUUUAUUUUCAUCAUGCUGCUGAGAAUGCGCGUAGGAAUACUGUCCACAGCCCUGCUUGCUUGUUAUGAAGACAAAUUUAGUUGUUGCGUGCGCGCCCGCACCUGCCUGCCUGCGUGCGUGCACGUACAAGACCCACAAUGCCCCGCGCGCAGCCAAGGUGGAAGAACCAUGGAGCAGCGAGAGAACAAUGUUUUGGCUCUAGAUUUGGGGGGGGAAACGGAGCGUAAAUUACAAUCAAUGCGGCCACGUUGAGUUGCACUUAGGCUAAUGUUUACAUUAUGUACCAAUGUCAAGGACGAUUAUGUCACCCAGCUUAUAUCAUUGAUGUGUUUCGAUAGUUGUGGGGUCGUCACUAAUUAUUUGUGUUUAGAUAAAUGUCUGAGCUAUAACGGUGUACUUAAUGAUUAAAACUUGAAAGUAUCUGUUUAUUGUAUUCGUUUAUAUGUUUAAUAAAGACAAAGCCAUCACAAAA
This is a messenger RNA of Syngnathus typhle (broad-nosed pipefish), 4187 nucleotides long. It is a transcript of the gene tgfb5, whose product is annotated as transforming growth factor, beta 5. NCBI's taxonomy places the organism in Eukaryota, Metazoa, Chordata, Actinopteri, Syngnathiformes, Syngnathidae. Bases 1665 to 2930 code for a protein of 421 amino acids. Gene Ontology annotation, cellular component: extracellular region. Gene Ontology annotation, molecular function: type II transforming growth factor beta receptor binding; type III transforming growth factor beta receptor binding; growth factor activity. The transcript has 7 exons. The record is from RefSeq and is a predicted model, not a curated record. Gene Ontology annotation, biological process: SMAD protein signal transduction; transforming growth factor beta receptor signaling pathway; BMP signaling pathway.